GUGUGGGUGAAGGACACCACCUCUCGCUCCUGCGUUCUCAGGCGACGGCCAGAGCGGCGGGGCUUCUCGCUCCGGCAGCAGCGGCGACCGCGGCGGCGGCUUCCGGAGUCCCGCCGCGAAGAUGCUCAAAGUCACGGUGCCCUCGUGCUCGGCCUCGUCCUGCUCUUCGGUCACCGCCAGUGUGGCCCCGGGGGCCGGGAGCCUCGUCCCGGAUUACUGGAUCGACGGCUCCAACAGGGACGCUCUGAGCGAUUUCUUCGAGGUGGAGUCGGAGCUGGGACGGGGUGCUACAUCCAUUGUGUACAGAUGCAAACAGAAGGGGACUCAGAAGCCUUAUGCUCUCAAAGUCUUAAAGAAAACAGUGGACAAAAAGAUUGUAAGAACUGAAAUAGGAGUUCUUCUUCGCCUCUCACAUCCAAACAUUAUAAAACUUAAAGAGAUAUUUGAAACUCCUACAGAAAUCAGUCUGGUCCUAGAACUCGUCACAGGAGGAGAGCUGUUUGACAGGAUUGUGGAAAAGGGAUAUUACAGUGAACGAGAUGCUGCAGAUGCUGUUAAACAAAUCCUGGAGGCCGUUGCUUACCUACAUGAAAACGGGAUUGUCCAUCGUGAUCUCAAACCAGAGAAUCUUCUCUAUGCAACUCCAGCCCCAGAUGCACCACUCAAAAUCGCUGAUUUUGGACUCUCCAAAAUAGUGGAACAUCAAGUGCUCAUGAAGACAGUGUGUGGAACUCCGGGCUAUUGCGCCCCCGAGAUUCUUAGAGGCUGCGCAUAUGGACCUGAGGUGGACAUGUGGUCUGUAGGAAUAAUCACCUACAUCUUACUUUGUGGAUUUGAACCAUUCUAUGAUGAAAGAGGCGAUCAGUUUAUGUUCAGGAGAAUUCUGAAUUGUGAAUAUUACUUUAUCUCCCCCUGGUGGGAUGAAGUAUCUCUAAAUGCCAAGGACUUGGUCAGGAAAUUAAUUGUUUUGGAUCCUAAGAAACGGCUGACUACCUUCCAAGCUCUCCAGCACCCAUGGGUGACAGGUAAAGCAGCCAAUUUUGUACACAUGGAUACGGCUCAAAAGAAGCUCCAGGAAUUCAAUGCUCGGCGCAAACUUAAGGCAGCAGUGAAGGCGGUGGUGGCCUCCUCCCGGCUGGGAAGCGCCAGCAGUAGCCACGGCAGCAUCCAGGAGGGCCAGAAGGCCAGCCGAGAGCCCUCUCCAAUCCACGAUGGCAGUGCAGAUGUUAAAGCUGCUCCAGAAGAAGAGAAAGUUCAGGGAGAUGGGGCCCACGUGGCAGCCGAGAAGGCAGAGGCUGAGCUGGUGAAGGUGCAGGCCGUGGAGGAAGUUGAAGAUGCUGCUAUCAAUGCUGGAGAGGCCACCAAGACGGUGCCCGAGGCACUGAAGGAUGGGAUCAAGUUGGCUGACCCACAAGUGGAGGAAGGCCCAGCAGAGGAGAAGCUGAAGACUGUGGAGGAAGCCGCAGCCCCCAAAGAAGGGCAAGAAAACCCUGCUCUGGGAUUUGGAGCUCAGCAGAAUGAAGUGAUCCUGCCAGAGUACUAGGUUGGCUUCCUCCCAAUCAGGAAGCCAAAUCCUCGUACUUGAUGCAUUUUGUCCUUCAGCAAGGAAGGUGUGGAAGCAUGAUAUGCACUAUAGUGAAUCUGUUUUUGAGGUGCAAAAAAAUACAUAUAUAUAUCAGUUGGUAAUCCUAACUUCAAUGCAUGUGACUGCUUUAUGAAAAAAUAGUGUCUUCUAUGGUAAGUAAUGGAUACCUAAUACCGAUGAGUUAAAUUUGAAAUUGCAAGUAAACACAACAUAACAUUUAAAAACAUGCAUUUUCAGGGACCAAUAGCACACAUUUGAAGUAAAUGUUAACAAAAGUUACUUUGCUUUGAAAACCUAACCAUCCUAUACUCUUUCAAUUUCCUCACAAGGCAGUUGGUCAUCCCUUUGACCUGUUCCUCAGCUGGUACUAGGCAGUGCUCUGACAUGUGUUCCUGUGCCAUUCAUAGUUUACUUAUCAUGUGUUCAAAUUGUUUACAAGGAUAUGGUUAUACAUUGUGUACAUAUAUUCACAUUUGGUAUGUGCAAAAAAAAAAAAAGAAAUUGAAGCAUACUUUAAGGGCCAUGAAACCAUAUGCUCCAAAGCUUGUGUGAAAAAUGCUUUUUUAUUUUGUCCUUAUUUAUAUAAACUAUAUUACUAGUAAGAUGGCUUUCUGAUAGACAACACUUAGGGAGAAAUAAAGAAUUUUAGGGAAGAAAAGCUGGUAAGACUAGGACAAGGCCAGGAAUUAGAAUAACAGAUUGAUUCCUUGUCAUUUUUCAAAUAAAAUUGGAUUUAUUAAUAAGUUUGUACAACUUUAAGAAUAGGAGCAUUUUUAUAGAUAAAGUCUAUAAUUACUGAGUUUCAAAUAUUUAGAAAAAUCCACCCACAGGCUGGUGCCAAAAUGUCUGAAUAGAGUAGAAAGAGUAUUCCAAUAAAAGAUCAUUCACUAUUGACUUUACUAGAAUAAGAAAAUUUUUGUUUAUAAAGUAUUUUUCCACUUCAAUUGUUAGUUAGGUAUACUGCUUAUAAACUAAAGAUAUUUCUGAAAAGCUAGUAUAUCUUUUUCUCACACUUGGAAUAGAAGCCCACAUUUCACAAUGUUGUUUAGAAAGUCUUCAUGUCAAUUUAGGACAGUGCAACUUUUUAUUUACCUUAAAAAACAAAAAGAAACAAAGAAAAAAGCACUGAUUUCAAGUCAGACUUGAGAAGCUGUAACAUUAGACCUGAUACUUUUCUAUGAUUUUUUUCCAAAAUAUAUUUCUUUGAUUUUCAUAUCAAACACUCUUUCCUUAUAGAAAUCAUUAAAAUUCCAAGUACCUCAGACUUAUUUCUAGUUUGAAAUGAAAUAAAAAUUUUUAUGAAAUCUUUAUACAUCACAUUUUAGUAUAUUUCCUUAAUUUCAAAAAGAAUUAUAUUCAAAAUACAAGAUGAUAGACAAGAAAAAUGACUAUCACAUAAAAAUCCUCAUCCAAAAAAAGAGAUCUUAAAUUCUUUUGCCUCUUCCUCACCACAAUUAAAUUGGAAAAUGAAAUGAAAUCUCUGGUUUCUGGGGGCACUUGAACCUGGGUUGGCUUUCUGCUUUCCAAGCACAAAUCUUCAUUUCCUGCUAUUCUUCAGAGAAGAAAGCAAGGUAGGAUUUCUUGUCUUUCAUAUUUCAGGGGCCUGACAGAUUACUGACAUGGAAGAUAGGGCCCUUAAUUAAGUCACAUCAUCUGGGCUCAGAGGAAGAUUAUUUUUUGUUUUAUUUUAUUAACUAGUAGAGAGUACUUACUUUCUUCUGUGUUUCUGUCCUUCUUUAUUCUCUCUCAAAAUUUCCAUUUUAGUUAUUAUAAGGGGCUCACUAUUUUUAACCAUUAAGAAUGAAUUUUUUACUAAGCAUUAAGACUUUCAUUUAAAAAGAUCAGUUGAUAUAAUUUCCCCAGUGAGACUUAACAGGUAUAUACAGUAAAUGCCCUGUACAUUACAAACAGGAAGAAGAGUGGGAAAGAGCUCUUAUUAGAGAGUGGUAAUUAGAAAGAUCAGAACAUAUUGUCCCUCCCAGCCCAUGCCCAUGUUGUUCCAAGGACAGUUCUACCAUUCCAGCACUCAGGGCUGACUUCAGUGGUGGGCCCUGUGGACUAUGAGGAUAACACUGUAAAUGCCAAGGCCAACAUGUGUAUAAGAGUUUUACUUAUUUAAAUGAGUACACAUGCCUGUUCCUUGGUGAGUACCUGAGGGUGUCAGGGUAAUUUCCUUUGUUGUUGUUGUUGUUUUUAAUCUGUAAAUUGCACUCUUUAAAAAAUCAGUGAGAGUUUUAAAUUUUGACUUGUGUUAAAGAUUAGGUCCUGAUAAUGCCUAAAUAGUGGCUAAUUUAGUCAUUUCAGUGGAAAACAAGUCAAACUUUCAUAAAAAUUGGUCAUUCCAGCCAAGAGACUAAAAAAAAAAUCAUAGAAAUACAACCUAAGGAUAACUGAGUUAAUGUUUUGAAAGAACAGCAAGCAUUUAUAUAAUAUUUAUGGAAAGGAGAUACAUUAUUUUUCUCAAAGAUUACUUAGCUAAAUAAUUACUUGGCUAAAGCAGAUAAAGCUUUAAUUUGAUAUACUACUUCACAAUGUUACCCCUAAUUGACAACAGUCAAAUUAUAUUUAAAGCAAAAGACUGAAGGAAAUUUUUGCAAAGAACAAUAAAUUAUGUUUUGCAUUUUAGAGCUGACAGUUAUCAUAUUAUAUUACUGAUUUUUGUUUUCAGAUAAGUUCAGAUAUACAACAUAACCUAGGCUACUUCACCAUGAAGGAAAGCAAUCUUCAUCUCUCCCCUUCAAAGAAACUAAUUGGAAUCCCAGUGACCAAACUAUAAGAGCUCAUUCAUUCCAUGAUUACGUAAAUAAGGUAGAAGUUAGAAUAAUACAGUCAUAAAAGUUAUCAUCUAGAACAAGUGCUCUCUGAUAUACAUACGAUGCAAGCCACAUAUGUAAUUUUAAAUUUUCUCUUAGCCACGACUUUUUAUUUUUUAAAAAAUAGAUACAAUUAACUAUUUUAAUCCAAUAUAUCCAAAUUAUUAUUCCAACAUAUCAUCAACAUGAAAAAUUAAUACUUUAAAUUUUUAUUUUUAUACUAUUUUCAGAAUCAGGAGUAUAUGUUGUACCUUUAGUAAAUCAAGUGCUUAAUAGCUACAUGUAGCUAGUGGCUACUGUAUUAGAACAGCGUUGUUCUAGAGUAUUUUUUAAGGAAAAUGACCCAUGAAUUUCUAUGCUUAGAUUACAGCUGCCUCAGUUUUCCACAUGGAUGUGUUGGUAGGAGGCCAAAAGGAAAAUGUUUCAGACAUGUCAUAAACUGAAACAAGUCAAGCCUCUGCUGACCACUUCUGCUUAUUCAUGUGCUUCAGAGGAGUGUUUCCCAGCAUGACUUUUAGAGAACCAUACUUUCCUGGGCAUUGCUAAAUUGUCUGCUGGCCACAGUCCCUCUCAUCCCUUUGGGCCCUGGAAUCUUGACUACCGGCUGGUCUCUCCUUAGUGCUGCCAUGAAGCCCGUAGUGUUCUUGUGGACCCAUAUUCACUGUGGGUGAACCAUGGGUCCCCAUUGAGGAAGGCCUGCACAGAGAAUCUUAAUAGGAUUUUGUAGGCCUGGACUAGACUGGCAACUUUUUUGUGUUGCAGACAGUAGUUCUUUUUAGAAUUCUACUCAAACAUACCAAAUUUACAUGAUGAAGGUCGCGCAAUGAGGAUAAGAGCCUCCAAAUGUGCAUAUGACCAUCAGCCAGCAUCUUUUAAGUUUUCUUAGAAAACCUGCCAUUACACAUGCAUUCGAAAGACUUUUGGAUAUUUCUUACAUACUGCUGUUUUAAAAUAAUUCUCAAGGUUCUAUAGCCAUUUUUAGUGGCAGACUUAAAAAGAAAGAACAGUUUGCCUUUUACCGUGUCUUCAAUUACAUAGCAUUUUAAACAUAUUUUGUAAUUUAGCAUGUCUAGCAAUCCUUAUCCCCAAUUUCACAUGCAAGGUAAUGGCGUGUGUGUUGCCUACACACUGAAGAUUUAGAGAGAGCCAUUUUGUUUCAUAAUUUCAUAAUUUAAUUUUUUUUCACAGAAGCAUCUGGUUGCAUUUCAAAUUGGAAAAAUUAAAAAUGCCAGAAAAGGCAAAGAACAAAGUUAGUAAACUAUUUAUCCUGUUUUAAGAUUGUUCUUGCAAAAAUAUGCAGAAACAAAAAAGUCAACAAAGUGAAUCAGUACUGGGUUUUUCUUGAUGAAGGUUAACUCCACAUAUAAUUGACAUAAAUAUACUAAGCAGAGUCAAUUACAUAAUUACAAUGCCAUUAUGUAAUUUACUUGUCAUUACAGAGUAUUCAGUGUACUACUUUAGAAGGUGAAAAGUUUACAGACAUUUACCUACAUAAUAGAAUUUUAAAUCCUUGUGAUUACUGCCUAUUAGGUCAUAUCCCAAUUUUCUUAAUGCUCAUCGCUGAUACGUUUCUGAUCAGGGUUAUGGCUAACAUCUGUACACUUCCUGGUUAAAUACUGCACACUGGUUAGACUCUGUGUGUGUCUUCAGUGUUUUUUUAAACAUUUAUGCACAUAUAAUCUCACUAUUUGUACAAUAUGCAUAACCCCAUGAUAAGCAGAAACGUACCCAAUAAUUCUCUAUAAUUUUUUUUCAAAGUCCUUUCCUUCCCCUGAAACAACUUGGGAAUUUUCUGAUUCCUUGACAAAUGGGAAAAGAAAAAAAUAAAAGACCACGGGAAAGAUAUCAGCUAUCCACCCAUGGCAAACAAGUUCAGCAUUUUCUCUUUCUAUAUUCUGAUAUGGUAAGGACCAAGUUUUGUCAUUACUACACCUUUCAGAUAUCACCUGACAUCAGAUGAUAAUGAUGGAUAUUUCAUUUCACAUCAGCUCACAAAUUCCAACCAUUUAUAUACUUGCCUUGGAGAGCAAUAACAAACAACUAAUUUAUGCUUCCUUGUUUAAAAUUCCAAUUCCUAAAUGCCUGUGAUAUACUUGAGAGGAUCGGAUUGCUUGAUUUGGACUUCCUUCAACUCUCAGCUUUUUCUCUGUCACCUGGCCCAGGGGUCCACCUAGGGCAGCAUGGAAGUCUUCCCAUGACAACGGACCACCCGACUCCUUCCCAGGAACCAGACAUGACUCUAGAGAAGACUCCAGGCACCUGACCUGGUUCAGCUCAAGUGAGCCAAGUGGAAGAAAACCUCUUCCCUUGCUCCGAGUGAAAGUGAUGCUGGUGAAUAUCGGUGUAUUGCCAUUACUCCGUACUGAGAAAUGGGAUUCCACUAAUCAUGUGCGCUUCCCAAUACCUUGGUUCACUACCACUUGUCCCAGAUCUUUGUUUCACUCCAUCUCUCUGGCCAUCAGGCCGCCCUCGAGGACUGUGAAAUCCUCUCUAAAACCCUGAAAGGAGCCUCCUGCGCUGGCUGCAGAAAUGCGGGGCCCUUGGUAGCCCAGAAUUCAGUUUGAAACAAAACAGAAGUGAUAAAACUGUAAAAUCACACCAUUCUUUUUAGCACGUUUUGAAGAAAUGUUGAUGUGAAUAUCUUGACCUGGAAAAUCCACAAAUAUGGAAUACUUAUAUCCAUGGAAUAUUUGCUGGGGUUCAUUGUAUUAAAGAUGACAGAUAUUUCAUUUCAGUAAGAUUAAAUAAUAAUCUUUAUUGUCCAUUUAAAAGAUCAUUUCAAGCUACUCGAGUGCAACAGGAUCACGUAAGAAUUUUUGAAAGCUGUUUUUCUGUCUUUUCAGGGAAAAGAAAAAAGAAAGCUGUUUUUUCUCCUAAGCACUCUCACUCUGACAAUCAGUUGUGGAUGAUAAACGGUUUACUAGGUUUCUUCUUUCUUUGUCUUUUCCUUGAUACCUGUAUAGUAGUUAAUCUGAUCUGUAAAUGAUACAAGUGAGUAUGACUGUAAGUUGAAAACUGUCAUCUCCUAACUGCCUCCUUUAACCUGACCUAUUUCAGAGCCUAUCAUGCAGGCAUUAUGCAGUAGCAGAGGUUCAGACAGCAUAUUCAUGAGUUACAAUUCCAUCUACAUUUAUAAUGUCAAGGUUAUUAUUUAUGUCAGAAGUCCCUAAGCUGUUUCUAUUCACACGUCUCAGUAAUACCGUCAUAUCCCUCUAAAGCCACAAGAAUUACCUAACAUGCCCAUUUAUUAGGUAGUUGGGUCCAAACGAUAUAAUAGAACUGCAUUCCAUGUCUGACAGAUAUUGCUCUGUUUCCCUUGAAAUUUUAAAAUUCCCUGAGUUCACUGAGUGGGAACAGUAGACGGGGUGUAAGUGAUGCCUUAUGCCCCGUGAACUCACAGUAUCAGGGAAAGGGAUUAUUAGGGAAGGAGUUAGGGGCUUUUGUUUAUACUCUUUCUUAUUUGAAUGCCAAUCAUCCUUUUAUCUAUGGCCUUUGUGAUAUACAUAUAAAACAUAUGUGCAUUUUUUAAAAAGUAAUUUUCACAUAAAUGCCUGAGGAAAUAAAUUUAAAUCUCCAAAGAUCAGUUUUCAGAAGUUAAGCAAACUAUGGUUCACAGACCAAAUCCACCAGAGACCUGUUUUUUUUUUAAAUAAAAUUUUAUUAAAACAUGACCAUUCUCAUUUAUUUAUACAUUGUCUGUGGUUGCUUUCAUGCUUCUGGUACAGAGUAGUUUCAACAGACACCAUAUGGUCCAGAAAAGCCUAAAAUGUUUAUCUGACCCUUUACGUUUAAAAUUGAAUGAAAAACAAAAACAAAAAACCCUAGUUCAUGGUACUCCAUGCCUUUUGGUGACAUGCAGGAAAACAGAAUCCCAUGCUCCAGAUUUCUUCUCCUUAGCUUGAGGUUCUUAUUCCCAUUUGUUUCUUAGGAAGUUAGGGGAGCUUUAUUUCUGUUGCAGAUGGUCUCACCACAAUGUUUGUGCUGGAAGUAAAACUGGGCAAAAUUUUCCUAAGGAACUAAAAAUUCAAAAUUGCAUCAUUCCUGAAAAAAAAAUUUAGACUAUGAAGUGACUUGGGUGAGAGAGUAAUUGAAAAGAUUUCUGGCACUUUGAGCAUGUUUUAGAAAUUUGAUCCUUACAUUUAAAACCAUGUAAAUGAUAUCUUACACUGGUAUUGGUUCACACUGAAGUCAAUCUGGAGCUCUUACUUAGUAAGCUAAGAAAUAAGAGAGCCCUUUGGUUCUGAAUCCUUCAGAAUAUUUGCAAGUAAUUUAUAUCAAUUGGAUUUUCACUUAAUCAUUUUUAGGAAAUAAUGUGCCAUGUUAUGUGACAUUCUGUGACAAUGACUUGCUCAUCGAUAGCUCAGGGAGCAGGCAAGUCUUGUAAGUCUAUGUAAGGCUACUUUUCAAUCCCCAUGUUUUUCUGAGUAUUAUAAUUUCAUUUCUUUGAAAAGAGGGGGCCUUGAAAAAAUGCUUCCCUUUACUGUUCUUAUAUAUUUAGAAACCCAAGAAGGGCCCUUCUCUUAGUCUAUUUUCGUCAUAGAGAAAUUAUUUGUUCCAUAGUAUCUGCCUUAAGGGAAGCAGGAGACCCAGAUAUUGAGAGAUGUAGGUAUGCAUGACCUUUGUGUUUGACUUUGAACAUCUGCAGCCAAAGGUUACAAAUGAGAUAUUGAGUAGAAAGCCCUAUUAUCAGCUUUAGGAACACCUAAAAUUAUACCAUGACUCUAAUGAGAUAACAUUCUGUCUUCUCUAAACUGUUGCAGCAAUUAAUAAUAUGAUGGAACUGUUACCAGGAAAGACCUGGUUCUUCUUGCCAACGAUGUAAAGAAUUACAGAUCAGCAAAUUUGUUAGUGUGCAAGCAGGGUGUGUUGGUGGUAUGUUCUCAUGGAAGACAACAGGCCCUGUUGAGGUUGGGGGUGGGGUGGAACAGGUUCAGGGCAAAGCAGGGCAAGGGCUGCCAAAGGCUGGGGUGGCAAGUGCACCCGGUCCUUUGUUCUGAGGCCUUGCCAGGAUGGCACUGACGAUGGUACAUAUUGACUGAGAGGUAAAGGUGGUACCAGCUUUGGGGAGGGGGUUCUGAAUACCCAAAGGUGUUAAUGUACUUCUGCAUUUGGGCACUGUGAGCCCUUUCUAGCUUUUGAGGCCUUGGGAUGAAAGCACACAAUUGCAAAUGCUUUCUUUCCCAGGUAGUGGAGACAAUCAUAGAAUUUCAAGGGCUUCCCUCCUUCCUGCCUUGGUUUCCCUUCUGGCCACUCAUUCUACCAUUAACACAACCACGGGGACACACUGUAGAACUCAGGAAAAAAGACCAAUUGUCUGCCAGCUCCUUGUGAUUGAUGUGUGUAGGAGGGAGGCAAUUAGAAUGGAAGAGGGAAAAGAUAAAAGUGGAUUACGAUUCCACAUUCCUAAUGCUCAUUCAUCUUAAUUGCUCAGUUUGAAGGCAGUUGUCAAUGUAUUGAAAUUAACAUUUUUACAUUUCUCUCAAUAUCUGGAUCACCUACUUCCCUUAGAAAUGCAUAGACCAAAGUCAAUAGCUAAUUUUCCUCUCAGAACCGUUUUAAACAGUGGAGUUUAGGGGAUAUUACGCCUGCAUUCCAAGCACACUUCAAGGACAUGAUUUGCUAAUGUUGAAGCUUCCAGGGGUAGCCCAUCCUAGGAACCCAUUUUCUCUGUAGACUUUCACUGAGACAGUUCUGCGCAAUGAAGGAGUCAGAGAUGAAUUCAGCUACACUAGAAGUGAGCUUUGUAGCUGGAGACAAGUAUACAUACAUAGCCUGUGCUACAUUUACGCAGGGAGUAAGCCCCCUAGGGAUGGAAAGAAAAAAAAAAAAGCUCCUUUCUGCCUGGAAUGAUCAAGGAAAGCUUCAUGGGAAUAUGGGCUGGAUUUGAAGAACGGAGAGUGUCUUUGCAGGUAGGGCAGAGGAAGGGGCAAGUCUGGCUGAGAAAUCCAGAGUGAAGAAAUGCAAGGCAAAGUGGUGAAGGAACAUCUUAGGUUGAAAGGCUGAAAUCUAAGGGAAGUGCUGCUAAGUCUGCACAAGAGACUCCGGUCUUGUGCAAAACUGAAUUAGACAGACCUCCUCCCUCCUUUCUUAUUCUGGUAGACACUGUGCACUUCCUUAGAGUACCGAGCCCUCUGUGACCUCCUACGUACUUCACUACCAGAUAAUCUGGCACAUCCCUAAGCAGAAUAAAAGUCACUCAAGACUGUAAAGAAAUUUUUGCAAGUCACCAUUUGAAGCGAAGACUGCAUUGGCUUAGUUACAUCUCCACUGACAAAGCAGAGUAAUGACAGUGAUUAUCUGAGUAAGUCAUGCAAAACUCCACUAUCUGUAUAACUCUCUGUGACUCUGGAAGUAGCCUAACGGCUUCCUAAAGCUUUGCCAAUGGAGGCCCACAUCAAGGUUACUUCUGCUGUAGUUAUUUUAACCCUUCAAAAAUUAUCUGACCUGAAAAGGCAAUCCCUGCAGGAGUUGAGAUGGAUUUAUACCUGCAAGUUUAGACUUCAAAAGAUAACAUGUACAAAAAAAGCUAAGUCUCAGAUGAUGAAAUUUAAAAUGUUCACAACUGUCCUCAAACAUCAAGCUCAUCCUGUCAGGUCCUUACUUCUUCACCCUUAUCUUGCCCCUUUACAAACCCUUCUAUAAAUCCCUUUUUAUACCAUUCAUUGCAGGCAGUAUUUCACAUCCAUCUUCAAAAAAAAAAUUUUUUUUAAUAUUUACCAAUUAGAAUCAGAUUACAGCAUGUAUAUUUUCCGCUGUUGGGCCACCUUACUUGUUUUGGACCAUGUCUGCGAUUGGAAAUGGCUGCAUUACUCCUCAGGGCAAGUGAAGGAAGGAACAAAGGUUGACUAUCAUUUGAGUGAAUAGAAGCAAAGCGAAGACAUAAGGGACUGGGAGCAUUCAGAAAAUACAACUUAGCAGAGGCUGAGAAAGGAGUGCUUUCUACUAGGGUUUUUCAGGCUCUUGUAGCGUUAUUGUGUAGGUCUUUUUGUACAGGAGAAAUCUGUACUGCUGGGUUGUCAAAAGUUUACUGGCCUAAAGGGAUAUAAGCAUCUCAGGAGAAGUAUAGAGGAUUAGAUGAAUGGAUCGCAUUCUAUACAGGACGCCUAUGUCUCCAGUAGCUUAAACUGCAAGUCAUUAGCGAAAAACAAGUGCAUAGAGGGCUUGGAGGACAAGAAAAAAAGUGUAAAUAAUAAUAUUAAGUUUACACAGCCAAGAUUAUAG
Pteronotus mesoamericanus is the source of this 11619-nucleotide messenger RNA. RefSeq names its product calcium/calmodulin dependent protein kinase IV (gene CAMK4). The transcript is spliced from 11 exons. Lineage: Eukaryota; Metazoa; Chordata; Mammalia; Chiroptera; Mormoopidae. Gene Ontology annotation, biological process: protein phosphorylation. Bases 122 to 1543 code for a protein of 473 amino acids. Gene Ontology annotation, molecular function: calmodulin binding; ATP binding; calcium/calmodulin-dependent protein kinase activity. The record is from RefSeq and is a predicted model, not a curated record.